Molecule: messenger RNA, 324 nt
Organism: Peronospora belbahrii
Lineage: Eukaryota; Oomycota; Peronosporomycetes; Peronosporales; Peronosporaceae
Source: the annotation of a GenBank genome assembly
AUGGUACGAGUUGAGGAAGUUGGAUACAUCCAGGCGACACAAAGAAACCGUUUUACCUAUUUUUUGUCUGAAGGCACUAAGAUACUGGCGCUGAUACCUAUUUUUUGUGUGCAAAGGCUGCUGAAGGGAAACUUUGACCUAAGAACCUGCACUCGGCGUACAAGUAUCGUGCGCACCUUAACGCCCGCGUCAGACCACGAGAGACAUCUCGACGACAUACGGCUUGGGCGACAAGGGCGUGGCUCUAGCAUGAACGAAUCUCCGAUCGCUCCAGCGGUUUUGCUGGAGCAUACCGACUUCCCUCAUCUUACUAUUGUGGAAUGA